ACCGCUCGAGAGCAGACGAUGCCGCGGAAUUUCGAGAAGAGAGAAAUCAGACGACUAAUUUAAAACUUUUUUAAGUGCUGACAAAUUAAUUUUAAUUGAUUCAUUUUCGAACCCAAUGGCCGGCCAAGGAUUUUUUUAUGUUUGUUACGCCUCAGUGGAAUGGAACUUUUUAUAAAUGUGUUAUUUAUUUCAAAAUAAGUGUUCAGAAUUCCAUUUGUUGCACAGUGCGUGGAUUUUGAUGCUUUUUAUUCCAGCGAGUUGGAUUGUUUAAGCUGAAUCGACUUUUAAAUUUUCGAUGCGUGCCAGCGGAUGCGUAAGGAGACAUUUGUCUCCAUGGUUACUUGUUGAUGCCACAUGUUAAUAUUCAGGUUUCUUCAAAUUACUUCCCUAGCGCACCUGUGUAGUAUAUUCUUCGAAAUGGUAUCGUGUCACAGUCUGCCUAUCGAUUUGGAGAGGGAUGGCCGGACGAUACUAGAGGACUCGAAACACAUUCGAAGGACCUAUAAACUGUAUAACCAAUGCAGCGGUAACCACAUACAGAUCUUCGGCACCACGGUGGACGCCAAGGGUCAUUCCAAUAGUUCUAAUGCCAAGUUGAGCUUCAUCCUCGCAAAAGUCAGGCAUGCACCAGAUGCCAUGAACAUAAUGGGGGAAAAAUCGGGCCGUUAUCUAUGUUUCAACAAAAGAGGAAAAUUAAUAACUAGGUUCAACGGCAGAAAAAAGCUGUGUCUCUUCAAAGAAGGCUUCGGCUUCGGGGAAGAGCACAACACAGUCCUACAAUCCAUCUACGACCCCACGUGGUACGUGGGCUUCAACAAGAAGGGCAGACCACUGAAAGGCAGCCUCCAUUCCAAAGCGAAACUGCGAGAUUGCUUCCUGUUCGUCAAGCGAGAUCAUUCCUACAGCUUGCUGGAAACCCAGCAUCCUGGUCCCAAAAUCAAAAACCCGUCAAAGACGCUGAAGGACUUGCUGACGGGGCGCAGAAGUAUUCGGCCCAGAAGAGUGGUGCCCCGAACGCCGACUAGGUGAACUGAUUGAUAGCAAGUGCGUCCACUUGGCUAUUUAUUAGAGCUGCAGUUUUAUUUGUGUAUAGGACGUUUUCUGUCUUGGAAUGCACCCAAUGCUGUUUUUUCCACGUUUGUUUGAACUAACUGGUACAUGCUGCACGUCAUGGA
Messenger RNA from Uloborus diversus, 1175 nucleotides. Its product is annotated as fibroblast growth factor 8b-like. The record is from RefSeq and is a predicted model, not a curated record. NCBI's taxonomy places the organism in Eukaryota, Metazoa, Arthropoda, Arachnida, Araneae, Uloboridae. Gene Ontology annotation, molecular function: type 2 fibroblast growth factor receptor binding; type 1 fibroblast growth factor receptor binding; growth factor activity. Gene Ontology annotation, biological process: regulation of cell migration; cell differentiation; fibroblast growth factor receptor signaling pathway. The transcript has 5 exons. Gene Ontology annotation, cellular component: cytoplasm. The coding region runs from base 355 to 1029 and encodes 224 amino acids.